This is a messenger RNA of Eucalyptus grandis, 1880 nucleotides long. RefSeq names its product mediator-associated protein 2. The coding region runs from base 541 to 1296 and encodes 251 amino acids. NCBI's taxonomy places the organism in Eukaryota, Viridiplantae, Streptophyta, Magnoliopsida, Myrtales, Myrtaceae. The record is from RefSeq and is a predicted model, not a curated record. The transcript has 4 exons.
UUCCACAGAUUCCGCAUAGCUCGAGUUGUUUGCGGCCAUGUCUUCUAUGUUUGGCCAAAAGAACAAGCCAAGAGACCCACUGAUUUUUGACCCGCGUUGCUCCGUAAACUCCACUAAAUGUAUGACCUUUUGGCUAAAAAGACAAGCCAAGACACCCAUUGCCCCUUCCUUGUCUCAAAGAUUUUUCUCCAGAUUUUUGACCCAAGUUGCUUCGUGCUUUUUUAUGGAAUUGGCCCAAUCAGAAACAUUGCCAGCUUCCCGGUGGCAGUGGGCUUUGAAUUUUUUGCUUCGGACCGGCCCAUCCAUUUACUCUCAGGCCCACAGGCGUAAGCCGGCUCCUGAAUUUGCCCGCGCGUCGUUUUGAGCUCCGGCGGGGUCGGGUUGUCUUCCUCCCUGUUCUGUGUAGGGUUUUGCAUCUUUCGCUCUUUCUCAAAGGACUGCACAAAAUCUGUCUUCGUCCCUCCCUCUCUCUCUCUCUCUCUCUCUCUCUCUCCAUAGGAGCUGCCCGGGCCCCCGAGCUUUCCGCUCGCUCGGUGAACAAUGGACGGUGGAGCUUCCGGCGCUGGCGAAGGGUACGUGCCCCCGCCGGAAUACGUGGAGGAUGCGAAAGAAGCUCUGGUCGAUCUCGACGCUUCCGACUCCACCGAACUUUGGCUCAUUCAGUGGCCUCGUGACAUGCCUCCUGAUUUGGGUGGCCAAGAACUCAAGCUCAAACUUCAUCGUGACGGGAAAUUGGGGAGUUUUGAGGAUUCAUCUGGCAAGGAAUAUGAUCUGGUUAGUUUUGCUGCUCAGGAGCCCGAUGCAACAGUUUUCACGUCCUCUUCCUCAGGUUCAAGAAUCGUUGGGAAGAUUUCAAGGAGAGUCUCCCUGGUCCACUACCCAGAUCCUAACGAGCUCGAGAAACUUGCUUCCAAAGUCACAUCCGGUAGAUUUAGACCCGGAACGUCGCUUACAAAUGCCUCCCAUCAAUUUUCCUCUGUGACACCAAACAGUAGACUGAGAAGUUCACGCUCAUCCAGAGGAAACACAUCCUACACUCGUAGCAGUCGGCAGAAAAGCGGCAUAACUGAUGCUGGAGAGACAUCAAAACCUUACAAUAGGAGAUAUCCUCAGGAAUCCACUGACUCCCUGGGAUUGAUGAAUAGUACUCAAGACUCUGGGCGGAAUCAUAGCAGUGCAACAACUGCAGAGUUCUCAGAGCAUUCCCGAGAUCACGGUUCAGCUGCUUCAUCUCAGUCAAUAGAGCAUUCUGAUCGGAAAUCGAAGAAGAAGAAGAAAGAGAGAAUUGAAGAAUAAAACUGCUUGGUCUUUACUCCGUAGGAUUCUUGUGAAUUGUUUGUGCUUUCUCACCGAGCAUGACUUCUGAAUGCCAUGGGGGUUAUGUUCAGUACUAUGUGUUUAGAUCUUUUCAUAAUGGAGUCUUCCUUGAGCCAGGGUCUUGGGAAGGCAAUCAUGGAGAUUCUAGGUUCUCCAACCCAUGUCUUUGCUGGUGGCCCACUGUCGAUUUCUUCAACUCUUGAAUCCUGGCUAGUCAUUUUUAUGGGUGAAGUCUCUCGCCUGGUCUGUGAUCCGAUGCCGAGGCCUUACACGAGAUGCAGUAGUUUCUUGACUUUCAAGAUUUGCUGUUUUCUACUCUCUUUAGAAGAGCCCCGCUGCUUGCUGUUAAGAAGUGAAGGUACUCAAAUAGCAAGUGGCGUCGAAGAAGAGAAAUACAGAAUAAUAGUUAGUGGCAUUCUCAUGAUCAACAGCUCCUCCUUCCACUAAUAUGAGAUCAAGAUCGGGUGCAAAUGACCCGUACAAAUGCGGUCUAACACGGGCAUGGGGUUUGUAAUUGCAGAUUCUGGUCUAUAUGAAGAGACUUCACCUCCCGGUUGGGCUUA